AGAGAGAGAGAGAAACGGGGGGCCCAGAGUUUCAGACAAAGUUGAUCUUGAUAUGCCACCAACGGAAUGGAAGUUAAUCACCGCGUCUAUCUUAAAGAGGGGAACAAAGCAAAGAGACAGUUAAAGCUGGUCUUUCCAAUGAAGUGAGAAGGAAAAGAGGGACAUAAGAAUGGUAGGAUAAGAGUAUUCUGCAUGUCUCGGGCUGUGAACCACUGAGAGAUUGCAAGGGAAAGCAUUAACUCUGAGAUUUUAUAAUGCCAGUUCCGCUUGCACCAUAUCCGACACCUCCAGCGCCAUAUACAGCACCGGCAAAUGGUGCACAGAGCCAGCUUGUGUGCUCUGGAUGUCGAAACCUUUUACUGUAUCCGGUGGGAGCAACUUCUGUAUGCUGUGCUGUUUGCAAUGCAGUCACAGCUGUGCCACCUCCAGGCACGGAAAUGGCCCAAUUGGUUUGUGGAGGGUGCCAUACCUUGCUUAUGUACAUCCGUGGAGCAACAAGCGUACAGUGUUCUUGUUGUCACACUGUCAAUCUAGCCUUGGAAGCGAACCAGGUGGCACACGUCAAUUGUGGCAACUGCAGGAUGCUAUUAAUGUACCAAUAUGGUGCACGAUCUGUGAAAUGUGCAGUCUGCAAUUUUGUGACAUCGGUUGGGGCCUCAGCAAGCACAACGGAACAGAAGUUUCACAAUUAAAAUUCCAACACAGCUAAGUGGAUAUUACAAAGUCUACAACUUUGGUUUUGCAUAUAAUAAUAUUCCCCAUCAGUGCAUCUUUCAGCAAGCAGAGGAUUUUCCCCCCUAAUCACUUGUAUAGAGUGACUUUUUCCUGGCGUGAAGUCUUUUAUGAAUAAGUAUUGGCAGGUUGGAUGUAUGAAAACUAUUCUAUAAGAAGACUUUUGAGUGCUUUUGAAACUGUUCAGAUAUAUAUAUAUAUAUAUGAACUUUAUUUUGGUUUUA
Carya illinoinensis is the source of this 956-nucleotide messenger RNA. Its product is annotated as protein LOL1. The transcript has 6 exons. Bases 255 to 692 code for a protein of 145 amino acids. NCBI's taxonomy places the organism in Eukaryota, Viridiplantae, Streptophyta, Magnoliopsida, Fagales, Juglandaceae. The record is from RefSeq and is a predicted model, not a curated record.